Messenger RNA from Doryrhamphus excisus (bluestripe pipefish), 715 nucleotides. Lineage: Eukaryota; Metazoa; Chordata; Actinopteri; Syngnathiformes; Syngnathidae. The record is from RefSeq and is a predicted model, not a curated record.
GCAGUAUCGCCCACCCCGCUAUCAAGCGUUAGCAGCGCGUGAUAUUAGCUAAUAAAUCAAGACGAGAACGGUAGGAGGAGCAGCAUUUUUUUCGGGGUGAUAACUUCUUGAAGCUCACUUGCUGUCCCGGCUGUCUGCGUUUGGAGCUUCUCCACAAAGCUUCCAGCCCGUGAAGCGUCACAUGACCAUGUCUUCUCCAGAGGUUACCUCGGUGUCCUGGGGUCACAUGAUUGUGAAGGGCAGCUCCUCCACCUACAAGGACUGUAAGGUGUGGCCCGGUGGCAGUCGAACGUGGGACUGGCGUGAGACUGGGACAGAGCACCACCCGGGAGUCCAGCCUGCUGAUGUACAGGAGGUGCUGGACAAAGGAGCAAAGGUGUUGGUGAUUGGCCGAGGCAUGAACAUGGCCCUGCAGGUUCCCGCCUCCACAGUGGACUGCGUGGCAAAACGAGGGGUGGACGUCAGAGUCCUGCAGACGGAAGAGGCCGUCGCUGAAUACAACAAACUGGCCAGACAGGGCAUCAAGGUGGGCGGGGUCUUCCACUCCACAUGCUGAAGUCAACGUCACUUGAAGAUACUUGAGCUUCACACUAGAAUGAAAGCGGCCUAAUCUGGUCUUUCACCUCCGCCUGCAGAAAUACAUAGACUUUUUAUACAAGGCAUACACUCUCUCACCAUGCGAAAGCAAUAAAAAUAUUUGUGGAAUUACGCAGCC